This is a messenger RNA of Pelmatolapia mariae (spotted tilapia), 2273 nucleotides long. It is a transcript of the gene ssc4d, whose product is annotated as scavenger receptor cysteine-rich domain-containing group B protein. Gene Ontology annotation, molecular function: serine-type endopeptidase activity. The record is from RefSeq and is a predicted model, not a curated record. The coding region runs from base 77 to 1837 and encodes 586 amino acids. Gene Ontology annotation, cellular component: plasma membrane. Lineage: Eukaryota; Metazoa; Chordata; Actinopteri; Cichliformes; Cichlidae. Gene Ontology annotation, biological process: zymogen activation. The transcript is spliced from 11 exons.
CACUGGUUACAUCUCAACAUUACGGGACACCAAAUUAGAGGGACUGAGCGAGUGUGAAUCUGUGUUUUGCAGGCGGAUGGCCAGUCAGGGAGCCAUGCGAGGCCAGCGCGUGGUGGAGAGUGAAUGCAAGUGCUGGAACCCAGCCGUCUGGCUCCUGGUUUCUCUGCUGGGAACCCUCGUCUUGGUAGCCCUCAGCAUUCUGUUGAGACUUGGGGACAUCAAAAUAAGCAGACGGGCUUUACCUGACAGUGGCGUGCAAAGCCCAGUGAAGACGGAGUAUCAAGUACAACUGGUGAAUGGGCGGAGCAGGUGUGAGGGCAGAGUGGAGGUGCAAUACAACGGCUCGUGGGGCACCGUGUGUGAUGACGAUUGGGACAUGGUGGAUGCAAAUGUCGUGUGUCGUCAGCUGGGAUGCGGGGUGGCUGUGGCGGUGUCCAGCAGCUCUAAGUUUGGACAGGGCACUGGGCUCAUCAUGUUGGAUAAUGUGGACUGCAGAGGAAGUGAAAUGGAGCUCAGCCAGUGCCGUAGUUUGGGGUGGGGCAUCCACAACUGUUACCACUAUGAAGAUGUGGGUGUCACCUGCAGAGAACCAACCUUGCUGGGGUUCAGAGGUUUUGAGGAACCCAGCACACCACCCCAGUCCAUAUCUGGUUUACGAGAUGGCACCAUCCGUCUGGUUAAUGGACAGAACUCGUGCCAGGGCCGAGUCGAGAUCUUCUACCAGGGAAACUGGGGGACAGUGUGCGAUGAUGACUGGGUCCUCAACAAUGCCAAGGUAGUAUGCCAACAGAGUGGCUGCGGCAGUGCUGUCUCUGCACACACCAACUCCUACUUUGGCUACGGUACCGGGCUGAUUCUUCUGGACAACGUCAACUGCCAGGGCACGGAGCAGGACCUGACUAAAUGCAAGAGCCUGGGUUGGGGUAAACACAACUGUGGCCAUCAUGAGGACGCUGGGGUCACCUGCACCGGGUCCACUACUGUACCACCAGUAGCAACAGAGCUCCCGAGAGGGCUGUGGGGAACAUUGAACACUGAAGUUCCAGUCACCAAGUCACCAAGCACAACAACAACUGUUACAACAACAACAACAACCACCCAAACAAAAGUUACAUCAGCCAUUCGUGUGAUAAAUGGCAACAGUAGCUGCCAGGGUCGUGUAGAGGUCCUCUACAAAAAUGUUUGGGGGACAGUGUGUGAUGAUGACUGGGACAUGCCCAAUGCCAAAGUAGUGUGUAGGCAGCUUGGAUGUGGCGCACCUAUUGCAGCCAAGUCCAAUGCCUACUUUGGCCACGGUUCGGGCCCAAUCUUGCUGGACAAUGUGGAAUGUAGUGGAUUUGAACUAGAGCUAUCCCAGUGCUUCCACCUGGGGUGGGGUCAGCACAACUGUGGCCAUCAUGAGGAUGCUGGAGUUAUCUGCGCACCUUUUGACCCCCAGUUUUUUGACCUUGCAAGUGCGCGUGAAUUCAGAGUAACUGAAACAAUACCAACAACCACCACCACCACACAACCACCUGAAGGAAUGGUAAGACUGGUGGGUGGCCAGCACCGGUGUGAGGGUCGAGUGGAAAUGUACUUGAAUUCAGGAUGGGGCACAGUGUGCGAUGAUGCCUGGGACCUCCCAGAUGCCCAGGUGGUCUGCCGUCAGGUGGGCUGCGGUGAAGCCAUAGCAGCUCGGGGAGAAGCUUACUUUGGGCCCGGCAUGGGAACAAUCCUGCUAGACAACCUCAAGUGCAGAGGUACUGAGAGAUCCCUGCAGCGCUGCUCCCAUAUAUCCUGGAAUGUACACAACUGCGACCACUCUGAAGAUGCUGGCGUCACCUGCUCGCCAUCAUGAUUUCAGCAGAACCGCACUCCCACCAACAUGUGUUAGGAUGUGGGUGUACCGUCCUCGGACUUGUGUACAUUAUGUAAAUAACAGCUGCCACAUUGCUGAAGUAAUAUUCCACCAUCACCAACAUAAAAAACAGUUAAUAUGCCAUUCUAUGAUUAUAUUCUAUAACUAUAUAAGCCUAUUAAGCACUUUAUAAAUAUAUUAUAUAAAACAAAAUGUACACAGUUGUUUGAUAAAUGAAGAAAAGCAAAGCUUUUAACUGUCUGUCUUUCUGUUUUUGUUAAAAUAUAUACUGUACAUGUUAUUUUUCACUUAAGGAAUAUACUUGAGGAAGUCUGUGGAUUAAAGUAAACCUAUUUUUACAGAACAACCUCUGCUCCACAAUCCACAAAUAUGUAUGAUAAAACAUAAAUGACACUGUAUACUAUAAUCUAUAACA